Messenger RNA from Astrephomene gubernaculifera, 1099 nucleotides. Lineage: Eukaryota; Viridiplantae; Chlorophyta; Chlorophyceae; Chlamydomonadales; Astrephomenaceae. The record is from the annotation of a GenBank genome assembly.
GCUUACCUUACCCUUUGGCAUUGCCCUUCCAAGGUACAUACAGACUUACGGCUUGGACGCCGCCAUAGGUUGGCUGCGGCGCAGAUCUUUCUUCUAGAUCCCUUUCUCCGCGACAAUGGCCCUGCCAGGCCAGGCCACUCCUGAGGGCGUUCCCGCCUUUAAACUGGUGCUAGUUGGUGAUGGUGGCACUGGCAAGACUACCUUCGUGAAGCGCCAUAUCUCCGGCGAGUUCGAGAAGAAGUAUGAGCCAACCAUUGGCGUGGAGGUCCGGCCGCUGGACUUCACCACUAACCGUGGCAAGAUUCGCUUCUACUGCUGGGACACCGCUGGCCAGGAAAAGUUCGGCGGCCUGCGCGACGGGUACUAUAUUCAUGGGCAGUGCGCCAUUAUCAUGUUCGACGUCACUUCGCGCUUGACCUAUAAGAACGUUCCCACCUGGCACCGCGACCUCUGCCGCGUUUGCGAGAACAUCCCCAUCGUGCUGUGCGGCAACAAGGUGGACGUCAAGAACCGCCAGGUGAAGCCCAAGCAGGUCACCUUCCACCGGAAGAAGAACCUGCAGUACUAUGAGAUCUCUGCCAAGUCCAACUACAACUACGAGAAGCCCUUCCUGUACCUGGCGCGCAAGCUGACCGGUGACCCCCACCUAAGCUUCGUGGAGGAGGUGGCCCUGCCGCCCCCCGAGGUCAACAUCGACCUCGCCGAGCAGCAGCGGAACGAGCAGGAGCUCGAGCAGGCGGCGCAGCAACCCCUGCCCGCGGACGAUGACGAUGAGCUGCUCGACUAAGCGUGGGUUGCGGAGCAUUGGACGGACGUACAUCGCCUUGACUCGUGGGGCUCAUUCGAUUCGCGCAGGCGGCGGCAGCAGCAGCAGGAGUCAGCAUUGCUACGUAUGCGCGCAUACGCGUUUUAGGGCGGACGUAGACGGGGUUGGAAACCGUACAGAACUCUCUAGGUUAGGGCUUUAGGCAGUUUUUGAGUGUUGCCUGGAUGGCGUGAACUAGGCUUGCGGUCUGUGCUUCUGCACCAGCAUGGGGGGCCGCUUAGAGUGUGGACAGGUUGGGUGGUAGACGCGCUUGUUUGCCGUUAAGCUGUGUAC